UUUUGCAAACCAACAAAGAAAAGUUCGCACGCUGGCACGGCGGCCCGGGACAGACUGGCACAGCUGCCCGGACCCCCUUCUUCCGACACUUGACUCAACCUUGCAAGCCAGUGUUGUGUGUGUGUGUGUGUGUGUGUGUGUGUGUGUGUGCGCGCGCGCGCGUGUGCGUGUGUAUGUAUGUGUGCGCGUGUGUGCGUGUGUGUGUGUGCGCGCGUGUGUGUGUGUAUGUGUGUGGUGUGCACCUCCCGCCCCGGUAACUUCCAGAGCGAAUAACAACUAGCCUUCAAAAGUGCCCGUCGCGCAGCCCCUCCCCGCGGGCAGCGCACUAUGCUGCUCGGGUGGGCGUCCCUGCUGCUGUGCGCGCUCCGCCUGCCCCAGCUCGCGGCCAGCGCCGCCGCGGCACCUGCCCAGGAUAAAGCCGAGCCGCCUCGGGCCGCCGCCGCUGCAGCGGCCGCCCAGCCCCGCCGGCCGCAGGGGGAGGAGGCGCCGCCGCCUGCGCCCGCCGAGCCUCGGGGCCGCCCGCAGCCCCGCGCCGGGCUGGUGCAGAACAUCGACCAGAUCUACGCGCGCGGCGGCAAGGUGGGCUACCUCGUCUACGCGGGCGGCCGGAGGUUCCUCCUGGACCUGGAGCGGGAUGACUCGGUGGGCGCCGCUGGCCUGCUGCCCGCGGGAGGCGGGUCGAACUCCAGCCGGCGCCACCCGGGCCACUGCUUCUACCGGGGCACGGUGGACGGCAGCCCCCGGUCCCUGGCCGUCUUUGACCUCUGCCGGGGUCUCGACGGCUUCUUCGCCGUCCGGCACGCGCGCUACACCGUGAAGCCGCUGUGGCGCGGGCCCUGGGCCGAGGCCGAGGCCGGGCGCGUGUAUGGGGACGGGUCCGCGCGCAUCCUGCACGUCUAUACCCGCGAGGGCUUCAGUUUCGAGACCCUGCCGCCGCGCACCAGCUGCGAGACGCCGGCGGCGCGGCCCGGGCACCGCCGCCAGCGCACCCCCCCGGCGCACGGCCCACCAGAUCGCCGCUGGCCGCUGGCCCAGCAGUUCCAGGAGCGCUCGGGUUCUUCCGACGACGGCGACGACGGGGGCCAGGGGCCACCGACGUGGUGGCGGCGACGGCGCCGCUCCGUCUCCAGGGCCCGCCAGGUGGAGCUGCUGCUGGUGGCCGACGCGUCCAUGGCACGGAUGUAUGGCCGGGGCCUGCACCAUUACCUGCUGACGCUGGCGUCCAUCGCCAACCGCUUGUACAGCCACGCCAGCAUCGAGAACCACAUCCGCCUGGCCGUGGUGAAGGUGGUGGUGCUCGGCGACAAGGACAAGAGCCUGGAGGUGAACAAGAACGCCGCCACCACGCUCAAGAACUUUUGCAAGUGGCAGCAUCAACACAACCAGCUCGGGGAUGACCACGAAGAACACUACGACGCCGCCAUCCUGUUUACGAGGGAGGAUUUAUGUGGGCAUCAUUCAUGUGACACCCUGGGGAUGGCAGACGUGGGGACCAUAUGUUCUCCAGAGCGCAGCUGUGCUGUCAUUGAAGAUGACGGUCUGCAUGCAGCUUUCACGGUGGCUCACGAAAUUGGGCAUCUCCUUGGCCUGUCCCACGAUGAUUCCAAAUUUUGUGAAGAGAAUUUUGGUUCCACAGAAGAUAAGCGCUUAAUGUCUUCCAUCCUGACCAGCAUUGAUGCAUCCAAACCCUGGUCCAAAUGCACCUCAGCCACCAUCACAGAAUUCCUGGACGAUGGCCAUGGCAACUGUUUGCUGGACCUCCCUCGGAAGCAGAUCCUGGGUCCCGAAGAACUUCCAGGUCAGACCUAUGACGCCACCCAGCAGUGCAACCUGACCUUCGGCCCCGAGUACUCUGUGUGCCCUGGCAUGGAUGUGUGUGCCCGCCUCUGGUGUGCGGUGGUGCGCCAAGGCCAGAUGGUGUGUCUGACCAAGAAGCUGCCAGCUGUUGAGGGGACCCCCUGCGGGAAAGGGAGGAUUUGCCUGCAGGGCAAGUGUGUGGACAAAACCAAGAAAAAAUAUUAUUCAACAUCAAGUCACGGUAACUGGGGUUCCUGGGGACCGUGGGGUCAGUGCUCUCGCUCGUGUGGAGGAGGAGUCCAGUUUGCCUAUCGCCACUGCAAUAACCCAGCCCCCAGAAACAGUGGGCGCUACUGCACAGGGAAGAGGGCCAUCUACCGGUCCUGCAGCGUCGUCCCCUGCCCGCCUAAUGGUAAAUCAUUUCGUCAGGAGCAAUGUGAAGCGAAAAAUGGCUAUCAGUCUGAUACAAAAGGAGUGAAAACUUUUGUAGAAUGGGUCCCCAAAUAUGCGGGCGUCCUGCCGGCAGACGUGUGCAAACUAACCUGCAGAGCUAAGGGUACCGGUUACUAUGUGGUCUUCUCCCCAAAGGUGACGGAUGGAACUGAGUGUAGGCCAUACAGUAAUUCUGUCUGCGUGCGGGGGAAGUGUGUGCGAACUGGCUGUGAUGGUAUCAUCGGGUCCAAGCUGCAGUAUGACAAGUGUGGGAUAUGCGGAGGAGACAACUCCAGCUGUACAAAGGUUGUGGGCACCUUCAAUAAGAAAAGCAAGGGUUAUACUGAUGUCGUAAGGAUCCCAGAAGGGGCAACCCAUAUAAAAGUUCGACAAUUCAAAGCCAAAGACCAGACUCGAUUCUCUGCCUACUUGGCCCUGAAGAAGAAAAAUGGUGAGUACCUUAUCAAUGGGAAGUACAUGAUCUCCACCUCUGAGACCAUCAUCGACAUCAAUGGCACCGUCAUGAACUACAGCGGUUGGAGCCACCGGGAUGACUUUCUGCACGGGAUGGGCUACGCGGCCACCAGGGAAAUUCUGAUUGUGCAGAUUCUUGCCACAGAUCCUUCGAAAGCACUAGACGUCCGUUACAGUUUUUUUGUUCCCAAAAAAUACACUCAAAAAAUAAACUCUGUCACGGGCCAUGGAGGCAAUAAAGUGGGAUCACAUCCUCCCCAGCUGCAGUGGGUGACGGGGCCCUGGCUGGCCUGUUCGAGGACCUGUGACACAGGCUGGCACACCAGGACAGUGCAGUGCCAGGAUGGAAACCGGAAGUUAGCCAAGGGAUGUCUUCUUGCUCAGAGGCCUUCUGCGUUUAAGCAGUGUUUGCUAAAGAAGUGUUAGCCAGUGGCGCGGAUCUUAUCCAGAGGGAUCACGAAUGGAUCAGUCACGGUGACAAAGAUAUCUACCUAAAGCACAGACAGUCAACGUACCAACGUCAUGGUCAAAGGGAACCCCAAGUCGGGCCAGAGUCUGCUCUGGGUUACCAAACGAAGCAGCGUGAUUAUUUCCUGGACAAAGGUGACCUUGGAUAUAGACAAACUUGGGACUUAUUGACCAUCCCCAAUCUGACCCGAAUGAAAAGACACCGAUGAAUGUAGAAUCAGGGGACAUUUGAAGAUGGCAGUGCACUCUCCCCUUGUCAUCUACCUCUAAAAGAAUGUCUUCAAAGGCAUUAUAGUUGUUCUCACCCAUAAUACAUGGUAGCUGAUUUUUACUGUUUGUAGAUAUGUUCUUCCCUUGGUAUGUCACUUUAUAGCACUCAGUUCUAUUAAAAUUAUAUAUAGAGAGAUUAUAGAUAUAUAUUUCUAUAAAAAAAAGUGAUCGACCAAAGUAGGUCUGCAGCUAUUUCAACUUCUUCCAGUUUCCAGAAAGAGCUGUGGAUGUUUUACUGGAGAUUAACAACGUGCUGCUCUUUCCCUGAGCUAGAGUGUAUUUUCAGACUACAGGAGAUUAAAAAAAUUUAGUCAGAAACCUUUAACAGCAAGCAUCUUCUGAGAAAUCCUGCAAAGGAAAAGGACUGCAGUAUAUCUAGUCAUUAAAGAGCAUGAAUGGAUCCAUUUAUUUAAACCUUUGAGUGUACUUUUCUUCAGGCAGACAGUCAUAUUAAUGCAGAUGUAGGAUGUAAAGGUAGUGUUGGGGCUUGUGUACAUCAUUGGUAUUCAAGAGUCUACAAAUCAGUGUCCUUACUUUCAAAACGUAUUUUACAACAAAAAUAAAAUUGUUUUUCUCUCAUUUUUCCUUAGUGUAAGAAUUUAAGAGGAAAAAAAAAGACACUUCAUAUUUUCUAGUUCUAUUUUCACAACUGCUUUCUCUUUCUAUGGCUUGCUUCUGAUAACUCGUACCAUGUCAUACUAACACAAAAACACAGCUAAGUUGCCAUCAUUGAACACCUUCAACAUUGGUAUACCUCUUACCAGCAAGCCUCCAAAAUGCAUUUGUUUUCGCUUGAUUGUUUUGUUCAAGACUGCUAUAAAACCUACAAUAUUUUGUACUUCUUGUUGUCUAAGUAUAAUAGGAUAUGGAAAAUCAGUUGUAUUUAGCCACAUCUUUCAGUGGCUGUAAUUUAUAUAAAAAAUUAAGCAGGGUUAGUAAUCAUAAGACUGUUUCCACACCAUAGGCAAUAAUUCCUUGCAUUACAAAAAUUUUUUAAGUACACAAUGUGCUUCAGAGUUUUUCCAGUUGAACAAUAGUUGGUUGUACUAGCAGCGCUAAAGUGGUGAAAUGUGACCAUUUUUGUGAUGAUUGUCGGUUUUCUCCUGAGAGGUUAUCUAGGUAAGUUUAUAGGUUUAAAUAGUAAUGCAUGGGAAAAAAUUUACGAUCAUGCAUAAAAACAGUUAAACUGCAGGACUUGAGAGAUAGUGCAUGUUUAACCCUAUGCCUUGUAUGUGGCUGAACUGGUUUGUUCUCUGGUAUCAGGUUAUCCUAGCAUCACUGGCUAAAACCGUAGAGACCACAAAUACCCCCAGGUGACCUGAGUAAUUCCUAGCAGUACAAGGCCCCAGAGUAGGGCAUCUGUGGGUUCUCAGACCGAAUCCUGGCCAAUUGGGUCAAGAAUCACCAAGAGGGCACCCCCAAACUUCUAGAGCACCCCUUGAAACAAAAAACAAGGAAGCAAAAGCAUAACUGCAUCCACCUGCCCCCACACAUCAAAAUAUAUAAAAUGUUCCACUUCAUUAAGGUUUGCUUUUAUUUGGGAAAUAUUUCAAAGUCAGUAGCUCUCAUGAAUAUUUAUAUUGGUCAUAUUAAAUGGGUUUAUUGUUAAAGAUUUGUAAAUAAGGAUGUUAAGAAACCAUUGUUUGAAUUCCCUUAAAGUUACAAGAGUUUAUAUUUAUUAUAAGAUACGUUAGCAAAAGAGAAUUACGUCUUGCUCUUAUCACAUUCAUUUUAGUGGAUCAGGAGAGUAAAUGUCUCACAGUGCAAAGUACUAAGAAAUUAUUUGGUAAAAGAACUGUUUUACAAAACUGAUUCUAAUCUAUUGUUUUUUUCACAGACUAGCUUUCUUCGGAUAUUGUCUUUUUUUUUCAGUAUAUUAUCAAGUAGAGGAAUGAGGCACAUAAAAUAUAGCAACCUCCCUAUAUUUAUUAGAGAUCACUCGGUAUCUGGGGUAAGAAAUAAAGCUAGUUGAAUCAGUCAAUAAAAUUAUUAAAAAUCAUACUAUUUGGCUAGUCAGAGACAAUUACUAGUGAGGCCAACAUUACAUUUUUGGAAAUGUGAGAAUAAUUUUAAUGAAGAAACUUAACUAUGAGAGAAAUCUAAUUUUACCUUUUAUAAUUAUGUUGACAGCAAUUAAACAUAAUUGGAGGGCAUACAUAAUAAUCUUGUAAUCUGUUUCUCUAUAUUUAUAUUCAUAGAUUUUUAGCAUGAAUUAACAUAUUUCUCAAAGCCAAUAGAAAAGUUUUAUGUUCCUCACAAAGCAGUCUUAGAAAGUUUAGAGCAAAUAGACCAAUAUUUUAUAUUCUAAAAAACUUUUCUUUAGGUCAUGGAUUUUUUUUUAUAAAUAUUGACUGACUAACAUAUGUAUGUAUGUAUGUCUAACUAAAAAAAUUAGAGACUGGAAAAAGAAAGUUCAAAAAAGAGAGUGGUCAAUCAAUAUAAAAAUUGAUGAAUAAGAGAAAAAUAUUAUUGAAUUCAAUGCAAUUUAAACUGGGGUUAUGAUUUUUAUGUUUAUCUUGAAUAAAAGGAGUCUAGAAUUUGGGAUGCUAUGGAUUCUAUCCUUUAAAAAAAAUGUCUGAAAAUGCUCAGGUUAAUAAGAAUCUAAAUCUAAAUUACAGAACUAAGAAGCACUCUAAAUUGAGUAUAAAUGCAAAUGCGGAGUCCUCUAGGAAUGAAUAUUUUUCCUUCUAGAACAGAAAAGGUCAAAUUAAGCCCUGCUUUGUUGCUGAGUGGCAUAUAAGGGCCUUGUUUUAAUUUAAAUUCAAUAAAUUCAACUUCAUUUGCCUUCCUGUGGAAACAGUUUUAUCCCAUUAACUAAGAAUUAAGGGAUAAAUUGCAAACAAAAACAAAAAGUUGCAGCACUGAAAAAAAGAAAUAAUUUAUUGUAUUUUUGCAACUGGUAUGUGAAUUUGUGUGAUAAAAUUAUUUAUUCUUAUUUAACAAAAAUAUGUGCAAAUUCUUUUCUAUUUAAAUGUUUUGCUAUUGUCCUACUUUUUAAUUUAUGCUUCAUGUUUGUGUAUAAAGUACACUUUGUGAGUUUACAGAAUAUUCAGCACUGGUUGCUUUUGUAUUUUUUUGCAGAAAACUUUCUGUGUAAAACAGGUGUACAUGUAUAUAACCUUCAUGUAUUCUUAUUCUGAUGCUAUAUUUCCCUUCUGAGUAUUUUUAAAUUUAAUAUUUUCUGUUAGUGUUUGGUUCUUGCAGUUAUGGUCUUUUAAGUUCCAUGAUUUUUUU
Molecule: messenger RNA, 6675 nt
Organism: Sorex araneus (European shrew)
Lineage: Eukaryota; Metazoa; Chordata; Mammalia; Eulipotyphla; Soricidae
Gene: ADAMTS5
Product: ADAM metallopeptidase with thrombospondin type 1 motif 5
Exons: 8
Coding region: 328-3129 (933 amino acids)
Biological process (GO): proteolysis; extracellular matrix organization
Molecular function (GO): metalloendopeptidase activity; zinc ion binding
Source: RefSeq, a predicted model, not a curated record